AUGGCGGACGAGCGGCGGCGGGUUUGUGUGACCGGCGGCAGCGGCUUCAUCGGAUCCUGGCUGGUCCGCUUCCUGUUGGAGAAGGGCUAUGCCGUGCACGCCACGGUCAAAGACCGUACGUGCUCUUCUGUCCAUCGGCCUCUCCUUCUUUCCAUUAUUUUCCGGUCUGCUCGCCGUCGAGGAAGAGGGAACAACGUGGCAGUGUUUGUGUUCUCUGUCGUUCUUCUGUGAGCAGACGAGGAAGGGGAGACGAAGCACCUGCUCGAUCUUCCCGGUGCGGCGUCUGGUCUUCGCCUCUUUCAGAUAGACCUCCUCGACUAUGACUCCAUCCUCGCCGCCGUCCGCGGCACCGCAGGCGUCUUCCACCUGGCGUCACCCUGCAUCGUGGAUCGCGUCCUCGAUCCCGAGGUUCGGAGCUUCAUCGUCCGCUCCAUGUUAUCUCCUCCCCCCUCCUCCCCCUUGUUUCUUCUGUUCUUCCCCCUUGACAUGGCCGCUCCACGAUGGCUCGCAGCGGGAGCUCCUGGAGCCGGCCGUCAAGGGCACCAUCAACGUUCUCCGCGCCGCGAAGGAGAGCGGGGUGAGGAGGGUUGUGGUGACGUCCUCCAUUUCAGCUAUCAUCCCGAGCCCUAGAUGGCCUGCCGAUAUCACCAAGACUGAGGAAUGCUGGACCGAUGUCGACUACUGCAAGGAGAACAAGGUCAGGAAACUCCAUAUGUUUAGCAGACUCUUUUCUAAUGGUUCUCUCCUCUCUGCUAGAUGUUGACGACGGGAUGAACCGAGACUUCGUCCGUAAGAAUAGAUCAGUUGCCCUAAAUUUCUUUCAGACAAAUCCCUGCAUGAUUCGUUCGUUGCUCGUGACAGAUAUGGUAUCCGGCUUCAAAAACUCUGGCAGAGAAAGCGGCCUGGGAUUUCGCCAAGGAGAAUGGACUGGAUGUGGUUGUGAUCAACCCAGGCACCGUCAUGGGUCCCAUCCUGCCGCCCCAGCCCAACGCCAGCAUGGAGAUGCUCGUCCGCCUCCUCCAAGGUGAGCCCAGCUCCUGCAAGCCCGUUCUUACCCAGUAGCUGGGAAUUUCUGUGCAGUACCGACUCUGGAACCAUGUAGUCUGGCGCGGGAGGAAGUCUGUCUGUGAGAUGGAAAGCAUGAAAGUAGCUCCUCCUUGUCAUCCUACGCUUGCUGCUUGCAGCAUUUUUCUCUGAAUUCUUUCAUUGCGGUUGUUCUUCGAUCUCUCUGAUGUUGGAGAAGUACUGGCGUACAGGUUGCUCGGAGGAAUACAAGAAUUUUUACAUGGGUUCUGUUCAUGUCAAGGACGUUGCAGCAGCUCAUAUUCUCCUGUAUGAAAGUGCUUCCGCCACAGGCAGACAUCUCUGUGUUGAAUCGAUAUCACACUGGAGUGACUUUGCUGCUAAAGUCGCCCAUCUCUGUCCAGAGUACAAGGUGCCCAGGUACGAGAAAAAUCUUCCUGCUAUUUUUAUCUUAUUUCCAGUAAGGUUUUGGUGUGCGAGAUGGUUAUUUUUAUUUUCUGACAUAUGAACUCAUGUUAAACAACUCUGUUUAGCUGUAAUUACCCAUCAUCAAGAUCCCAUAAUACCGAUAUUUGUGCUAAUAUCGGUAACUUUUUUGAAGAUUUUUUUUCUUGUUAUUUUUAUUCACUUCUACGUCUAAAUAUUAAUUUAAGAAUAUAUAUAACAGAUAUAUACUUUAUUAAUUUAUUAGAGUUGCGCAGCCCGACGAAAUUACCCCCAUACCCAUAUCAAUAAUUCGUCGCGUUAAAGCGUAAUCUGUGGAUCAUUCGGCGGAUUGCUGACGGCAUGCAGCUGAAUUGCUCCCUAGUAUUCUAUUCUUGACCCCUUGGAAAGAAAGUAAAAAACGUGUUUUGGCCCUGGUCGGUAUGGCGUCUCUGUCGGAGGCGGCUAGCUAAGGUUGUUUUUUUUUUCCCCCUCGUUUGCAGUUUCCCGGCCGACACUCAGCCUGGGCUGCUCAGGACGAAGGAACCCUCGAGGAAGCUGAUCGAUCUCGGUCUCCGUUUCACCUCCGUGAACGAGAUCAUCAAGGAUUCGGUGGAAUCUCUGAAGCGUCGAGGUUACGUGUAA
Messenger RNA from Spirodela intermedia, 2091 nucleotides. Lineage: Eukaryota; Viridiplantae; Streptophyta; Magnoliopsida; Alismatales; Araceae. The record is from the annotation of a GenBank genome assembly.